UAGUGUACAAAUGGCCCAAGUAAGUUUUCACUCCAAAUCUCCAAAAUUGCCAAACCGAUCUAAUGCUCCUCCCUCAAUCCCUGGAAACCCCAAAACCUCCCCUAAACCCUUUAAACCAACUCUCCUUCGAGCAAAACUACAGAAACAUCUGCAACCUACUCCUCUCUUUAACCCACACAAGGUCCCUCCCAAAGGGUCUCCAACUCCAUGCCCACAUCAUUAAAUCAGGCAUUCAAACCAUCCCUCUCAUAUCUCAUCACCUCAUCAACUUCUAUUCCAAAACCCAACUCCCUCUCUUCUCCCGUCAAGUCUUCUUCGAAGCUCCACAUAAAAGCCCCACUACUUGGAGCUCUGUUAUCUCCUCUUUCGCUCAAAAUGAAUUCCCUUCCCUUGCAAUCCAGUUUUUCCGGACAAUGCUUGUUAAUAACAUUAGGCCCGACGAUCAUAUCUACCCUAGCGCUACUAAGUCAUGUGCGAUUCUGGGAAGGUCUGAUAUUGGCCAAUCGAUACAUUGCUUGGUUUUGAAAACUGGGUAUGAUAGGGAUGUAUUCGUGGCGAGUUCUUUGGUUGACAUGUAUGGUAAAUGCGGGAAAAUUAAGGAUGCAAGGAACUUGUUUGAUGAAAUGCCUCAAAGAAAUGUUGUUUCUUGGAGUGGGAUGAUAUAUGGGUAUGCACAGUUAGGUGAGUUUGAGGAAGCUUUGACAUUGUUCAAACAAGCUUUAUAUGAACGCCUGGACAUAAAUGACUUUACUUUUUCGAGUGUUGUACAGGUUUGUGCUAAUUCCACGCUGCUUCAGUUAGGUAAGCAGAUACAUGGAUUGUGCUUUAAAACAAAUUAUGAUAUGUCAAGUUUCGUUGGCAGUUCUUUGAUAUCUUUGUAUUCUAAGUGUGGAGUGAUAGGAGGAUCUUACCGGGUUUUUGAUGAAGCCUGUGUUAAGAAUCUUGGGAUGUGGAAUGCAAUGCUGAUUGCUUGUGCUCAGCAUUCACAAACAGAGAAAGUGUUUGAUUUGUUUAAGCAGAUGGAAGGCCUUGGGAUCAAACUGAAUUUUAUUACCUUUUUGUGUGUGCUCUAUGCUUGUAGCCAUGCCGGGCUUGUUGAGAAGGGACAACAUUUCUUUGAGUUAAUGAAGGAGUAUGGAAUUGAGCCAGGUGAUCAACAUUACGCUUCUUUGGUUGAUUUAUUUGGUCGUGCAGGUAAACUGCAGGAGGCACUUUCAAUCAUCAGGGAGAUGCCUAUUCGGCCGACAGAGUCUGUCUGGGGAGCUUUUUUAACAGGGUGUCGACUUCAUGGGAACACUGAAUUGGCAGCUUAUGCUGCUGAUAGGAUUUUUGAGUUGGGACCCGUGAGCUCAGGUUUGCAUGUGUUAUUAUCUAAUGCUUAUGCUGCUGCUGGGAGAUAUGAGGAUGCAGCCAAAGCUCGGAAGAUGCUUAGAGAUCGAGGGAUUAAGAAAGAGACAGGUUUGAGUUGGGUUGAGGAGGGAAAUAAGGUUCACACAUUUGCUGCUGGGGAUAGGUCCAAUGCCAAAGCAAAAGAAAUUUACAGAAAAUUAGAGGAAUUAGGAGACGAAAUGGAACGAGCUGGUUAUAUUGCGGACACAAGUUUUGUGUUGAGAGAAGUAAACGGCGAAGAAAAGAAUCAGACAAUCAGAUAUCAUAGCGAAAGACUAGCUGUUGCAUUUGGGCUCAUUACCUUUCCAUCAGAUAGGCCAAUUAGAGUUAUGAAGAACUUGCGCAUCUGCGGUGAUUGUCAUACAGCAAUCAAGUUUAUGUCCAAGUGUACUGGAAGAGUAAUUAUAGUUAGGGAUAACAAUCGGUUUCAUCAUUUUGAGGAUGGAAAAUGUUCCUGUGGUGACUAUUGGUGAAUGAAGUAUAAGAUACCAUUAUUGUAUCCUAACAAAAUUCUGGGACAAGUGGGCAAAGAAUUACAUUGAAAGACUAUAGUGUGAGAUAACCAAGUGCCCCAUAGGUUUGAUGAUGGCAAAAUGCUUCUAUGAUAACACUAUUGAUGAACAAUAUGUAAGAUAAUAUACUUAUUGUACCUUAACAAAAUUUUGAAAUGAGAAGGGGAAAAUUAAAACCAAAGAA
Messenger RNA from Gossypium arboreum, 2085 nucleotides. RefSeq names its product putative pentatricopeptide repeat-containing protein At5g52630. Gene Ontology annotation, molecular function: RNA binding; zinc ion binding; protein binding. Gene Ontology annotation, biological process: RNA modification. NCBI's taxonomy places the organism in Eukaryota, Viridiplantae, Streptophyta, Magnoliopsida, Malvales, Malvaceae. The record is from RefSeq and is a predicted model, not a curated record. Bases 63 to 1862 code for a protein of 599 amino acids. The transcript has a single exon.